ACUCCCCCUCGGAUGGUACCUGGGCCGUCUUAGUGUCGUCGGUGCUCUCCACCAGCAUUGGCUCCUCUGGGUAGGUGGCGAAGGGCAGGCUCGGCCAGUCCUCCUCGGGGUAGCUGGCACGGGGCAGGCUCGGCCGGCCUGGUGACUCAGCAGGCCGGUCGCGGCCUGCAGCUGUUUCCCAAGCGGGAGCUCGGCCACGGACGUCUGCUCUCUCCGCUGGCCUGGGCUCCACUGAGCUCUGCAGGCGAGCUUUUAUACUUCCGGGUCGGGGCCGUGACCUCGGAGGGGUGGGCGCCUGACCCGGUGGCUCCGCCCACGUUGGGAUUCGGGGAGCUUCGGCCCUCAGCGGGGCUGUGGGGUGUCCCACCGCCUUGCUACAGGGCCCAAGUGUCCUCGGCGGCUUUCUUGGCGCAGGUUCCACUCCAGGAAAUCUGUAAAGCGGCCACCUGGUUGUCGGUGCAUACGUUCACAGCCCACUAGGCGAUCCAUCAUCAGACCAGGGAGGACGCGGUGGUCGGCAGGACUGUGCUUCAAUCGAUUGUUCCUUGACUCCUACCCUCCUCCAAUGCUGGUGAAUGCUUAUGUGAUGACAAGCAGGGAACCUCCAUUAAAUACUGCUGCCUGCCGACUCCUUCUGGACAUCAUGCCAGGACUGGAAACUGCUGUUGUCUUUCAGGAAAAGGAAGGCAUAGUUGAAAAUCUAUUUAAGUGGGCCCGAGAGGCGGAUCAGCCAUUGAGGACAUAUGCAACUGGGUUGCUAGGAGGUGCUAUGGAAAACCAAGAUAUUGCUGCCAACUACAGGGAUGAGAACUCUCAACUGGUAGCUUUGGUUCUUCGACGGCUACGGGAGCUACAGGGUAAUGAAAUGACCAUGAAACAGGAAAACAAGCGUCCCAGUCCUCGGAAACUGCCUUCGGAACCUCUGUUGCCUCUGGAUGAAGAGGCUGUGGAUAUGGACUAUGGGGAGAUGGCAGUAGAUGGGGAACAGGAGGAAGUUGCCGGGGAUAUGGACAUCUCUUUUCAUCUUGAUACAAGCCACAAGACCAGCAGUCGAGUGAAUUCUGCCACAAAGCUUGAGGACAUGGGACUAAGGAAAAGCAAAUCAGGGAAACAGCAUGAAAGAGACAGCUUCCGGAAGGCCAAACAAAAACUGGGCUUCUCUUCUUCAGAGCCAGAGCGGAUGUUUGUUGAGUUAUCCAACAGCAGCUGGUCAGAAAUGUCCCCAUGGGUAAUUGGCACCAACUAUACCCUUUACCCUUUGACUCCUGCCAUAGAGCAGAGACUAAUUCUGCAGUACCUGACCCCCUUAGGAGAAUACCAAGAGCUGCUCCCUAUCUUCAUGCAACUUGGAUCAAGAGAGCUGAUGAUGUUCUACAUUGACCUGAAACGGACCAAUGAUGUGCUGCUUACCUUUGAAGCUCUAAAGCAUUUGGCAUCGUUGCUGCUCCAUAACAAGUUUGCUACGGAGUUUGUUGCUCAUGGAGGAGUGCAGAAGCUGCUAGAGAUUCCUCGUCCUUCCAUGGCAGCUACAGGGGUCUCCAUGUGCUUAUAUUAUCUAUCCUACAACCAGGAUGCCAUGGAGAGGGUGUGCAUGCAUCCCCAUAACGUGCUGUCGGAUGUUGUGAACUACACCCUGUGGUUGAUGGAAUGCUCCCAUGCCUCGGGCUGCUGCCAUGCUACCAUGUUCUUCUCCAUUUGCUUCUCCUUCCGUGCUGUCCUGGAGCUCUUCGACAGGCAUGAUGGCCUCCGUCGCCUAGUGAACUUGAUCAGCACCUUGGAGAUCUUAAAUCUGGAAGACCAGGGAGCCCUCCUCAGUGACGACGAGAUCUUUGCCAGUCGCCAAACUGGGAAGCACACUUGCAUGGCCCUGCGCAGGUACUUUGAAGCUCACCUUGCCAUCAAACUUGAACAGGUGAAGCAGUCGCUUCAGCGCACUGAAGGUGGCAUUCUGGUCCAUCCGCAACCACCGUACAAGGCCUGUUCCUACACUCAUGAGCAGAUUGUGGAGAUGAUGGAGUUUCUAAUAGAGUAUGGUCCAGCACAGCUCUACUGGGAGCCAGCAGAAGUCUUUCUCAAAUUGUCUUGUGUGCAACUCAUGCUCCAGCUUAUCUCCAUAGCAUGCAACUGGAAGACAUACUAUGCCAGGAAUGACACAGUACGCUACGCUUUGGAUGUUCUGGCUAUCCUUACUGUGGUUCCUAAAAUCCAGUUGCAGCUGGCAGAGCCUGUAGAUGUGUUGGAUGAAGCAGGAUCUACUGUCUCCACUGUGGGUAUCAGCAUCAUCCUGGGAGUUGCUGAGGGUGAAUUUUUCAUCCAUGAUGCAGAGAUCCAGAAAUCAGCCCUUCAGAUCAUCAUCAACUGUGUGUGUGGCCCAGAUAAUCGGAUCUCCAGUAUCGGCAAAUUCAUCUCGGGAACACCCCGACGAAAGCUCCCCCAGGCACCCAAAAGCAGUGAACACACACUGGCCAAGAUGUGGAAUGUGGUGCAGUCCAACAAUGGCAUCAAAGUGCUGCUGUCACUGCUGUCUAUAAAGAUGCCAAUUACAGAUGCAGAUCAGAUCCGAGCGUUAGCCUGCAAGGCCUUGGUGGGGUUGUCCCGUAGCAGUACUGUCCGGCAGAUCAUCAGCAAGCUUCCCCUCUUCAGCAGCUGUCAGAUCCAGCAACUGAUGAAGGAGCCUGUGCUCCAGGACAAGCGCAGUGACCAUGUCAAGUUCUGCAAGUAUGCUGCUGAGCUGAUAGAGCGUGUCUCGGGGAAGCCAUUGCUGAUUGGCACAGAUGUCUCCUUGGCUCGGUUGCAGAAAGCAGAUGUGGUGGCCCAGUCAAGGAUCUCGUUUCCUGAAAAGGAGUUGCUGCUUUUGAUUCGGAACCAUCUCAUCUCUAAGGGGCUAGGAGAAACUGCUACUGUCCUCACUAAAGAGGCAGAUCUACCCAUGACUGCGGCAUCUCACUCCUCUGCCUUCACCCCUGUUGCAGCCGCUGCCUCCCCUGUGGCUCUGCCUCGCACACCUCGUAUAGCUAAUGGUAUCUCAGCCCGACUGAGUAGCCAUGCUUCUGUAGGUUCUACUGCCACUUCUGUCCAUGCUCAACCAAGGCCUUCUGUAUCCCAGGGUCCACUUGCCCUUCCAGGUCCUUCUUAUGCCAGCAACUCCCCUUUGAUUGGCAGGAUUAGCUUCAUCAGAGAGAGGCCACCACCCUGCAAUGGCAGGAAAAUCAGAGUGCUGAGACAAAAAUCGGACCACGGCGCCUACAGCCAGAGCCCAGCCAUCAAAAAGCAGCUGGACAGACACCUCCCUUCCCCACCCACGCUGGACAGUAUAAUUACAGAGUACCUUAGGGAGCAGCAUGCCCGCUGCAAGAACCCUGUUGCCACCUGCCCCCCUUUCUCUCUCUUUACUCCCCACCAGUGCCCUGAGCCAAAACAGAGGCGCCAGGCGCCAACUAACUUUACCUCGCGGCUGACCCGUAGGGCGGCCUUUCCGAAGUAUGGAGGGGUGGACGGUGGAUGCUUUGAUAGACACCUUAUAUUCAGCAGGUUUCGUCCAAUUUCUGUGUUCCGGGAAGCAAAUGAGGAUGAAAGUGGCUUUACCUGCUGUGCAUUCUCUGCACGGGAGCGAUUCCUAAUGCUGGGCACUUGCACUGGGCAGCUGAAGCUCUACAAUGUUUUCAGUGGGCAGGAGGAGGCCAGUUACAACUGCCAUAACUCUGCCAUCACGCACCUUGAGCCAUCCAGGGAUGGAUCUUUACUGCUAACAUCUGCUACGUGGAGCCAACCAUUGUCUGCGCUGUGGGGGAUGAAAUCUGUCUUUGACAUGAAGCAUUCCUUCCCAGAUGAUCACUAUGUGGAGUUCAGCAAGCACUCUCAGGAUAGGGUCAUUGGCACGAAAGGGGACAUUGCCCAUAUCUAUGAUAUUCAGACUGGCAACAAGCUAUUGACUCUGUUUAACCCAGAUCUUGCCAACAACUACAAGAAGAACUGCGCCACCUUUAACCCCACAGAUGACCUUGUCCUAAAUGAUGGGGUGCUCUGGGAUGUCCGUUCUGCACAGGCCAUCCACAAGUUUGACAAAUUCAACAUGACUAUCAGUGGAGUUUUUCAUCCGAAUGGGCUAGAGGUCAUAGUCAACACAGAGAUUUGGGAUCUUCGAACGUUCCAUUUGCUGCACACGGUACCAGCAUUGGAUCAGUGCCGUGUAGUCUUCAACUACACUGGUACAGUUAUGUAUGGAGCUAUGUUGCAGGCAGAUGAUGAAGAUGACCUACUGGAGGAGAGGAUGAGAAGUCCCUUUGGGUCAUCCUUCAGGACAUUCAAUGCAACAGACUAUAAACCUAUAGCCACCAUUGAUGUAAAACGGAAUAUCUUUGAUUUGUGCACGGACAGCAAGGAUUGCUAUUUGGCUGUUAUUGAGAAUCAAGGAAGCAUGGAUGCCAUGAACAUGGAUACUGUUUGCAGGCUCUAUGAGGUAGGCAGGCAGCGUUUGGCAGAAGAUGAAGAGGAUGAAGAGGAAGAUCAGGAGGAAGAAGAACAAGAGGAAGAGGAUGAUGAUGAAGACGAUGAUGAUACAGAUGACCUUGAUGAACUAGACACUGACCAGCUGCUGGAGGCCGAGCUGGAGGAGGAUGAGAACAAUGAGAAUGCUGGUGAGGAUGGAGACAAUGAUUUCGCUCCCUCUGAUGAUGAGGAGCUUGCCAACUUGCUGGAAGAGGGGGAUGAAGGUGAAGAUGAGGAUUCUGAUGCAGAUGAGGAAGUUGAGCUGAUCCUUGGUGAUACUGACAGCUCAGAUAACUCUGACUUGGAAGACGACAUAAUCUUGUCUCUGAAUGAGUGAGGAGUGACCACCACGCAGGGUGUUGGCAGCAGGAGAAGUUCCCUUCCCAGAAGACAAGAGACCAACCCGGAAGCAAUUUCUGAGCACCCCUUGGGACAUCCAAUGAACUCCAGCCCAACAGUUGUUGGUUUGGGUCAGAUCGAGGCGCUUGAAUAAACAGACCAGGGGUUAGGCCUCUUUCUCUCUGCCUUUUUUUUUUUUUUUUUUUUUUUUAAUUUUUAAUUUUAGGCUGAGAUGAGACUCUCCUCUCCACGGAAACGUCUGAAGCUAUUUCAGAAUAUAUUUUCUUUGUACAAAGUUCUUUCCUAAAGAACAAAAAUAGUUUUAUAUAAAACCAAAAAAAGGAAGAAAAAAAAAAAGAAAAAAAAGAAAAAAAAAAGGCAGGUGUUAUAGUAAAAAGGGUCUGAACUUUGUAUCAAUCUAGUAUCUUGUUACCACGGGUCAGGUUUUGGGGGAGAAAAAUGGUUUAAAAUUAACAAAAGGGGCAUUUUUACUGAGAGUACUAAAUGAAAUAAGAGGAUCAUGGUUUCUAAAAUUGCUGAGAAUUGAGAAUUUUUUUUUUAAAUAGCUGUUGCCAUCUGCUGCUAGCUUGUGUAUGUGUCACCUGCCUUUAGGGAAAAGCCCAAGGGGGUAACUGAACCUCCAGCCUGUUUUAAGCAGAGGUUCUUGCUGUGACAGCAGCCAGAGGUGGAGGCUGACACCCUGGUAUUCAUGUAGACAAGGGGCUCUGGGAUUGCAGUUUGGGCCCUUUUUUCCCCCUUGUGAUUCAAGUUUUUUUAAUCUUUUUUUCUCCCUUUCAAACCCUCUGUGGAAACUGCAAAUUGAAGGCCUUUCUUUAAUGUAAAGUGUAUUUAUUAAAAAAAUAAAAUACAAGUCCUGUCUCUA
Malaclemys terrapin pileata is the source of this 5710-nucleotide messenger RNA. RefSeq names its product DDB1 and CUL4 associated factor 1 (gene DCAF1). Gene Ontology annotation, cellular component: Cul4-RING E3 ubiquitin ligase complex; nucleus. NCBI's taxonomy places the organism in Eukaryota, Metazoa, Chordata, Testudines, Emydidae. The record is from RefSeq and is a predicted model, not a curated record. Gene Ontology annotation, molecular function: nuclear estrogen receptor binding; histone H2AT120 kinase activity. The transcript is spliced from 21 exons. Gene Ontology annotation, biological process: protein ubiquitination. Bases 566 to 4825 code for a protein of 1419 amino acids.